Seminavis robusta is the source of this 972-nucleotide messenger RNA. The record is from the annotation of a GenBank genome assembly. Lineage: Eukaryota; Bacillariophyta; Bacillariophyceae; Naviculales; Naviculaceae.
AUGUUGCGAGUUGACCGCUUUGCCUCCUCCUCUUCUGUUUCCUCUUCUGCUGUUCCUUCCUCGGCCUCCCAAACUUCUCCUGGUUUCGUCGAAUGUCCUCCCACGCUGCCCCCCAAUAGCAUCAUCUCCCUUGACGACGACUCUAGUACAUGUAGUAGCAACGACGGCAACUGCCUCGGCGAAGUGCCAACUCUUCCAACAGCCACAACAGCCCGAGCCAUUCUUCAGCAGCAAGAUGGCGACGAUUCGUCCAUAGUGGACCCCACCACCACUGGGCACUCGCUUCCAUUCUUUUCCAUUUCACGACUGAUGACCAUGACAGGACUAUCGCCACCACCAACACCAUCAACCAGCAGCAGUCCCGUCAGUGAGGAACCAGGCGCAUUGAAAAUGGUCGACCCCAGUGAAAAUGGGGACGUCCGUUCGUCCCUGGACAAUGGCUACCAGGGAGAUAUCGAAGAGGUUACUCUCGAUGAUGGAGACAACGCUGUUCUGGCAGUGCCAGCAGCCCCCGCCACACCUCCCGCUACACCCACCACAUUGCCCCCCUUGACAUUGGAAGAAAAAUUAUUCCGGUUCUUUCAUACAUACCCCCUUCCAUUGGAUCUCAACAGCACUAGUAGUCUACCCAACCCACAUCAUACGGUUGUCACCAUGAACGGCAGUCUUGCCAAGGAACAACACAACAACCUACUACAUGCAUCUGCUGCUACCAUGGAUACAGAUAUCGAAUGUGCCUCCAUGAGCACCAUUACGACUACCACGACGCUUCGACAAGAAGACCAUCAUCCUGUGCGUCUCGUACCCCGACGAGCCAGCGUAUGCUCCAGUGUCGUACUGGACCAAGCUGCCAUUUUAGGUCCCUCCAUUGCCAAGUCUCGCAGGGAGGAAAACUGCACGUCGUACCUCUUUUCCGUCUUUGUGGGAUUGGCCGUCUUGGGCAUUUUGAUCAUCUACUGGAUUGCCUUGUAA